Messenger RNA from Galeopterus variegatus (Sunda flying lemur), 1662 nucleotides. RefSeq names its product solute carrier family 22 (organic anion/urate transporter), member 12 (gene SLC22A12). Gene Ontology annotation, cellular component: membrane. Gene Ontology annotation, biological process: transmembrane transport. The record is from RefSeq and is a predicted model, not a curated record. NCBI's taxonomy places the organism in Eukaryota, Metazoa, Chordata, Mammalia, Dermoptera, Cynocephalidae. The coding region runs from base 1 to 1662 and encodes 553 amino acids. The transcript is spliced from 10 exons. Gene Ontology annotation, molecular function: transmembrane transporter activity.
AUGGCAUUUUCUGAACUCCUGGACCAAGUGGGCAGCUUGGGCAGGUUCCAGGUUCUUCAGACUGUGGCUCUGGUGGUUCCCAUCAUGUGGGUCACCACUCAGAGCAUGCUGGAGAACUUCUCGGCCGCUGUGCCCGACCACCGCUGCUGGGUGCCCCUCCUGGACAACAGUACGGCCCAGGCCAGUGUCCCCGGAGCCCUGGGUCCUGAGGCCCUCCUGGCCAUUUCCAUCCCGCCAGGCCCCAACCAGGGGCCCCACCAGUGUCUCCGCUUCCGCCAACCUCAGUGGCAGCUCCUGGACCCGAAUGUCACGGCCACCAACUGGAGCGAGGCUGCCACAGAGCCGUGCCUGGACGGCUGGGUCUAUGACCGCAGCACCUUCACCUCCACUGUUGUGGCCGAGUGGGACCUGGUGUGUGACUCCCAGGCCCUGAGGCCCAUGUCCCAGUCUAUCUACCUGGCUGGGGUCUUGGUGGGAGCUGCUGUGUGCGGCCACACCUCAGACAGGUUCGGGCGCAGACUGGUGCUGACCUGGAGCUACCUUCAGUUGGCCGUGGCAGGCACGCUGGCUGCCUUUGCCCCCAUCUUCCCCGUGUACUGUCUGUUCCGUUUCCUGAUGGCCUUUGCCGUGGCGGGUGUCAUGAUGAACACAGGCACUCUCUUGAUGGAGUGGACAUCAGCACAGGCCCGACCCUUGGUGAUGACCUUGAAUUCUCUGGGCUUCAGUUUCGGCCAGGUCCUGAUGGGCGCAGUGGCCUAUGGAGUGCGCGACUGGGCGCUGCUGCAGCUGGUGGUCUCCGUCCCCUUCUUCCUCUGCUUUGUGUACUCCUGGUGGCUGGCAGAGUCGGCACGUUGGCUCCUCAUCACAGGCGGGCUGGACCGGGGCCUGCAGGAGCUGCAGAGAGUGGCUGCCAUCAAUGGGAGGAGGGCAGCAGGGGACACACUGACCACUGAGGUCUUGCUCUCAGCCAUGCAGGAGGAGCUGAGCGCGGGCCAGUCUCCCGCCAGCCUGGGCACCCUGCUCCGCACGCCCGCACUGCACCUCCGGACCUGUGUCUCCUCGCUGUGUUGGUUCGCCUUUGGCUUCACCUUCUAUGGCCUGGCCCUGGACCUGCAGGCCUUCGGCAGUGACAUCUUCCUGCUCCAGGUGCUCAUCGGGGUGGUGGACAUCCCAGCCAAGAUAGGUACCCUGCUGCUGCUGCGCUGCCUGGGCCGCCGUCCCCUGCACGCUGCGUCCCUGGUACUGGCAGGGCUCUGCAUCCUGGCCAACACGCUGGUGCCCCACGAGAUGGGCACUCUGCGUUCAGCCCUGGCCAUGCUGGGGCUGGGGGGUGUGGGGGCUGCCUUCACCUGCAUGACUAUCUACACUGCCGAGCUCUUCCCCACAGUGCUCAGGAUGACAGCAGUAGGCCUGGCCCAGAUGGCAGCCCGUGGGGGAGCAAUCCUGGGGCCUCCAGUCUGGCUGCUGGGCAUCCAUGGCCCCUCACUGCCCCUUCUGGUAUAUGGGACAGUGCCAGUGCUAUGUGGCCUGGCUGCACUGCUGCUGCCCGAGACCCAGAGCCUGCCACUGCCUGACACCAUCCAAGACGUGCAGAACCAGGCACUAAGAAAAGCAGCACACCGCACACCAGGGUGCCCUGUCCUGAAAUCCACACAGUUUUAG